Molecule: messenger RNA, 3501 nt
Organism: Marasmius oreades (fairy-ring Marasmius)
Lineage: Eukaryota; Fungi; Basidiomycota; Agaricomycetes; Agaricales; Marasmiaceae
Exons: 12
Coding region: 25-3297 (1090 amino acids)
Biological process (GO): ubiquitin-dependent protein catabolic process; protein polyubiquitination
Molecular function (GO): ubiquitin protein ligase activity; protein binding
Source: RefSeq, a predicted model, not a curated record
CCUCUAUCUUCCAUCUAUCGUUCCAUGCUCCCUCUCUUCAACGGCGCCGAUUCUUCUAGACGAAGACAAAUCAACUUGGGCGGCACUUCUACAACUAAUACAGCUCAAUCAACAUUAGAAUCUGCGAAAGCCCGUCGACAUGAACGUAUAGAGCACAGACGGCGGGUCGACGCUGCUGUGCGAGUGCAAGGGUGGUGGCGAGGAGAGUUGGAAAGGAGAAGAAUUAGGGAGAGAAUUUUUAGAGAGAUUGACGAAAGGCUUUCGGCGGAUUUACUCGAGGUUGGUAUCGUCAGGCGGGUAUGUUUUGUUGGAAGACAGAAUGUGGAUGAGAAACAUAGAGCAGUGUUGGGAAAAUGGAGCCGAGGAAUCGUUGGACGAUAUUUGGAACGCUUAUCGACCGUUCCUUCCCUCAACCUUAAAAUUAUCGCAACAAUCCUGCUCUCUUUGGUCUCGAAGGACGUCCUUUCGCCAUUCACCCCAUACCACAUAUCCUUCUUAACCGCGUUAACAUCUAUCUCGAAAUUGCCACCGAGCCCCGAUUUCUACUCGUUACUCUCAGACUCUCUUCGAGAAAUCACCAAAUCGUCACCUGCACUACCAAACCUGAUAACACUUCUUUUCUCACCUCCAACGUCAGACGAAAACAUCCGUUUACUCCUCAUCCACAUCCUCACCAUCCCUCUUCUACCGAAUAGACUACCCCUUCAAACCUUGACGACCUUUUCAGCGUCACUUCCUUUAACUCAGUUAUCCCCCCGUAUAGUCAAAACCAUCGUUUCAUCAUUAAAGCUAGACGAUCGCGUCCAUCUAUUGUCCAACCUCCUGGUCUUCACACCCCCACGAUACACGAAAUUACCAAAACAAGCUCUAGCUGGCUACCUGAAGCUGGUAGCCGACAUCCUCGAUGGCCUACCGAUCAAUAUAUUCGAUCCAGAAGCAGCCAAAACACCAGAGUCGGAAGGCGAAGACAUGACGAUGAACGGCAUCCGAGUUACCGUUGUCGAUUCCUUCGACUCACCCCCUUCGAUUCCGCCGCCAGUCGACGGGAAAACCUUGAAACGCGUUCAAACGCUCGUUUCUUCCACUCAUAUCAGCUCUUUACUCACCUCGACAUCUACCUCCAAUACCACGUCUCCUGUGCGGUAUCAGAUGCUCCGUGUACUAUCCGCGAUCUUGCGCAUCUGGCCGGGAAAGAGGGAUUCCCUUGUUUCCUUGAUUUGGAAUAACACUGGAACAGGAGGAGGCGGUCAGGUCGGCGGUAUUGUGAAAGAGUUGUGGAGAGGGUGGGUUCGGUCGUCUGGUUUGGGGAGGGAGAUGAUGUCGUCUUCGUCAGAAAGUCUUCAUGGAGGACUCGUACCACUUGCUCAACCUCGUAGUCGACUUUUAGGGGAAUCGGAGGAAGAUCAAGUUCAAGAUCCGUGGCCGGCGUUGUUGUUAUUAUCCGAGAUUUACACGCAGGCAUUGGGUACGAUGGGCGAUGAUGAGUUUUUCGGCAGUGGUGGCGCAGGAGGGUCAGGGAGAGGGAGUACAAGUUAUGCGAAAGCGUCAGCGUCCUCGGUAGCGGCAGGGAUGAAGAACCAGAAUCCGUUGACGCUGGACGACUUGACGCUUCUGUCGAGGAUGGUGUUGAACGUUGUGUGGGUGUUGUAUGCUUAUCCGACGCCUUCUACCCCACCUCCUUCCUAUUCAUCAUCAUCAUCAUCAUCUUGGAAUUCGAUACGCAUGACGCUAACGCGGAUGUUACGUGCAAUACAUGCACGAGAUGCACGCAGAUCUUUCGUUACCCCUUCGCAUUGGAUCAAAUUGGGGGGCGGAGAAGAUGGAUGGAACGGGUUUGUGGAGGCUGCGUUAGCUGAAGAGGAGAGGUUACGUCUGGCCGAGGAAGAUUCAGAGUCUUAUUCCAUGGAUGUGGAUGGUUCCGCCCCUCCCUCAACGACGUAUGGAUCUCGAAGGAAGGCGACGACGGCGAGGAUGCGACAAAACAGACGACAUGAGCAUUUAGCGAAGCAUCAGAGGAUCCUGGAAGAUAUACCGUUCGCAGUACCGUUUGAGUUGAGGGUUAGGGUUUUCAGAGCGUAUGUUGCAUUGGAUGGAGUGGUUAGGAGGGAUACUGCGGGUGGGGUUGGGGUGAGUCGAGUGGCUGGGUCUGCGUCUAUGGUUCAGGCCAUAAACGAUUUCAACCGAUCUGGAAGAUAUCGAAGCCGACGAAGAAACCGGGUUGAAAUCCGACGAACCCAUCUCUCUCAGGAUGGGUUUGAUAAGCUUGGGGCCGAUACUCUGGAUCUUAAAGAUCCGGUUGAAGUUGUUUUUCGGGAUCAGUGGGGGGAGGAAGAGGCAGGUAUAGACGGAGGAGGUCUGUUUAAGGAAUUCUUUACUUCCCUUUCGAAGGAGGUUUUUGACCUUUCGAGGGGGCUUUGGAGUGUUAAUAAAGAAGGGGAGCUGUAUCCGAGGGCUGGUGGGUGGAGUGAACAAGCCCACUCCCUAGCAUGGUACCGCUUCAUAGGGCGAAUUCUGGGUAAAGCCCUCUAUGACGGUAUACUCGUCGAUGUUGUCUUUGCCCAGUUCUUCCUGGCAAAAUGGUUACAUAUUCAGAGUCCUACGUUCUUUGAUGAUUUGAGAAGUUUAGAUGAGGAACUUUGGAACGGGUUAGUGUUUCUGAAGAGGUUGGAAACGGAGGGAGAGAUUGAACAGUUGGGGUUGAGGUUUUGUGUUGAUGUUGAAGAAUUUGGACAGGCGAUAACGAAUGAUCUUAUACCGAAUGGCUCGCAAGUUGCGGUUACUAAGGAUAAUCGGUUGCAGUACAUCUACCUCUUAGCGCAUUUCAAGCUGUCAAAGCAGAUACGCAAACAGAGUGAAGCGUUCUUUGAAGGCGUUGGAGAAGUUAUUGAGGAAAGGUGGAUUCGGAUGUUUACGCCGAAUGAACUAUCGCAUCUUCUCGGGGGCUCCUCCCAACCUGUUGAUCUUGAAGAUUUAAGACAACAUACGAAUUACGGAGGGUUGUAUGAUGAGCGGGAUCCUAUUAUUAAGACGUUCUGGGAGGUUGUCAACGCGUUUACGGAAGAUCAACGUCGUUCGUUGUUACGGUUCGUAACGAGUUGUUCACGGCCACCUUUGCUUGGCUUCAAAGAGUUGUAUCCCCAAUUCGCUAUCCGAGACGCAGGAGAAGAUCAAAACCGGCUGCCUACGGCCAGUACGUGUGUAAACUUGUUGAAGUUACCGAGGUACUCUUCACCUUCCGUACUUCGUGCCAAGUUGUUGCAGGCGAUUAAUUCUGGUGCUGGGUUUGAUUUGUCGUAGAAUCGAGUUUGACUUUCGUCGUGUUGUGUUGCAUUGCUGCCCCCUCACCUUCAUUGGAGCGUGAACGAACAUGUUGAUGUAUAGUAACCAUUACACCCUACCUAGAGUUGCGUCUCGAUUGUUUAGUUGCCUGUUUCCUUUUGGUUAGGAUGUCAUAGAAAAGGGAGAAGGCUCGAUGAUUCCGAGACUCAUUCUGGUUUCAAG